AUGAUCCUCCCAGGAUUUCUGUUGUUUGUUUUCCAUUUCCAACUCGCUAGUCCCACAUCUGAGCCCUGGUCUCUCUGUCCCAGUGGAUGCACUUGCCAAAAAGUUCUCAGGUACGUGAACUGCUCGAAUGCUUUGCUCUGUCAUGUCCCCGAGAGCCUGCCGAGGGAUACGGAGCACCUGGACUUCUCGGGGAACAACCUGACUAUCUUGCCGGCCGAGGGCUUCAGUUCCCUCUGGAAGUUGAAUGUUCUUCUCAUCAGCACCAGCAAUGUGGGGGAGAUAGACGAUGGAGCAUUCAACGUCCUUGAGAACCUCUGGAGACUUGACCUCCAGAGGAAUAACAUCAGGCAGCUAAGCAACAGCUUUUCCAUCGGCCUGUAUUCCCUGAGCGAGUUGAUACUGUCCCACAAUAACAUUGUGACACUUGGCUCCCACACGUUCCAGUACCUGGACAACUUGCAGAAGCUCUACCUAAGCAAUAACCAGAUUUUGGAGAUCCAAAACCGGGCUUUCCAAAGCAUGACAAGGCUACGGCAGCUCCACCUUCAGAAUAACCAUCUCAGGAACUUGAGUAACGGACUUUUCUUCAUGAUGCAGAACUUGGAGAUUUUGAACCUUCAGGGCAACAGGAUCAGCCUCAUCGACUCUGCAGUUUUCAUAUCAUUGACCAGCCUGACAAUGCUGAACCUGGCCCAGAACAGACUGGAGCACAUCAAGUUCAAGACCUUCCUGACCAUCCAGACAUGGGGGACACACAUUUUCCUGGCGGAGAACAACUGGACGUGUGAUUGCGAGCUGCAGAGGGUCUUUGGGAAGCUUCGCCUGGUCCAGCGCCUCACUGUGGAUGACUACGAGAGUGUGAUCUGUUUGGAGCCCCCCGCUCUCAAGGGAUUGCCCCUGGCCUCAGUCGACACACAGUUGUGCGUGGCCGAGACCGUCACUGUCCUGGUUAUCACCUUGACCGUCUUCAUCACCGUGGUUGCUGCCAUCGUGAUGGCCGAGAGAAGCAGGAAGAAGCGGACAGGGAAACACUGGACUGAAGAGAGUGAAGAGUUCGAGUCUCAGGAUUGA
Molecule: messenger RNA, 1071 nt
Organism: Callorhinchus milii (elephant shark)
Lineage: Eukaryota; Metazoa; Chordata; Chondrichthyes; Chimaeriformes; Callorhinchidae
Product: leucine-rich repeat-containing protein 3B-like
Exons: 1
Coding region: 1-1071 (356 amino acids)
Cellular component (GO): plasma membrane
Molecular function (GO): protein binding
Source: RefSeq, a predicted model, not a curated record